AUGCUGCAUGACCCUGAGCUGCCUGGCCAGGGCGGCGGUCACUCACAUACCUCCCUUGCCGUAUAUAAAGCAGAUGAGACCCUUGAUGAAGUACCAACCUCCAGGGCUGUCAUCAUAAUGAAGUCUCUCGCCACUCUGUUUACUGCUGCUCUUCUGCUAGCCUUCGCCGGGGCUAAGGAGCAUUAUGUGCACCAGGUCUGCGCCGGCGCUGGGCCCGAGUGCCUGUCGAAGGCCUCCACGUGCGGCGAGAAGAUGAAGCCAAAUGCCGAAUAUAAACAGCAAUUUCAUGAAGCUUAUCUUCUGUGCGAAGCGAAGAGCGACGAAAGCAAGGAUGAAUCUCCCGAAUCUUCAGAAGAUUCUCUUGAUGACGAGUUCGGCGAACACUCGAAGUGUAUCAUGGAAGAAACAGGAUUCAUGACCGGCUGGGAGAUGAACAGAGACACCAUAAAGGCUUACAUCUCAACCCUAAAUUUGUCCGAAGAACUGAAGACCGCCUUGGACACCGCCGCCGACACCUGUGAAAAUCCGACGGUUGGGGACGUGUUCGCCUUCGAUAAAUGCCUCCUUGCCGCGUGCAUCGAAGCGGUGUGAGAGCGAUUAAGCAAAACGUCACCGGCUCUUUGCUCGCAGAUUCGGACACUUGAUGACGUCAGACCCACGCUUGCCCAGCUGUUACUUCCUGGAUUACGAAAAAUGAAUACUUUCUUUAAUGUCUGAGUUCGGAUUUUCAUCUGCUUAUACGUAGUUCUUCUUGUAAGGAAAAUAUGCAUCUUGAAUUAAAUUGUUUUCACGUU
This is a messenger RNA of Penaeus vannamei (Pacific white shrimp), 794 nucleotides long. RefSeq lists its product as uncharacterized. NCBI's taxonomy places the organism in Eukaryota, Metazoa, Arthropoda, Malacostraca, Decapoda, Penaeidae. Gene Ontology annotation, molecular function: odorant binding. The record is from RefSeq and is a predicted model, not a curated record.